Messenger RNA from Momordica charantia (bitter melon), 938 nucleotides. Its product is annotated as Dynein light chain type 1 family protein. Gene Ontology annotation, biological process: microtubule-based process. Gene Ontology annotation, cellular component: cytoplasmic dynein complex. The record is from RefSeq and is a predicted model, not a curated record. Lineage: Eukaryota; Viridiplantae; Streptophyta; Magnoliopsida; Cucurbitales; Cucurbitaceae. Gene Ontology annotation, molecular function: dynein intermediate chain binding.
AAGUUCAAAUUUUUCAUUUUGUCUCGCAAUUCCAACGCCCCUCCAUAGCCCCUUGUCUUCCUCUCUAGCGCCAGUGUUUCUCUUUUUCUUCCCCUUCCCCCUUGUCUGCUUUCUUCUUCUCCCAGACAUUUCGUCAAACAAGUUACGGGCUUGGCGUUUUCAUUCUUCUGAUUCUGCGUUUCCGAAGAAGAAGAAGAAGAAGAAGAAGGCGAGAUUCUUGCGAAAGAUUCUUUUCCCCCUAUUUAAUGAGAUUAUAGUUUGGGUGGGUCAUGGAGGGAGCGGAGAUGGAGCUUGAGCGGCGGAGCAAGUUUCUUAACGGCCUCAUUCAAAAGAAGAAGGCGGUGGAGCAGCAAGAGGAGCGCGAUCGUCUCAACAUUCGUGUUAGAGCCUCCGAUAUGCCGUUUCCUCUGCAGAAUCGCGCUUUCAGCUGCGCUCGUGAAUUGCUUGACUCGAUGCCCGGCAAACUCGAUAGCAAACGCUUCGCUCUCGCCCUUAAAAAGGAAUUUGAUUCCUCCUAUGGUCCUGCUUGGCAUUGCAUUGUGGGAACUAGCUUCGGUUCCUAUGUAACGCAUUCUCUGGGUGGCUUCUUAUAUUUUUCAAUAGACAAAGUUUACAUCCUUCUCUUCAAGACAGCGGUCGAGCCCCUAUCUCGUGGAACAUCGUUAAAAGAUUGAAUUUCUCAAUUCGAAACUCGAAGAACAGGCAUCGAUAUGAUCGUAUGAUUGGAAAAUCUGCUAAAGUCAUGAGCAAGAACAACCAGGUUCAGUCAUAACAUUACUCUUGUUGGUUGUAUCAUUGACUUAACCUUGUUUAAGAAACAGAGUGUGCAGGCUUUGCUGUGAUGUGAGUUGUGCAUUAUUCUAGUUGCUGAUUAUGAAAUUUUGAUGUGUGCAGUUCAACAGCAAUGAUUUAUGAUGUUGUAAGACUUCAUUUUUUUA